Molecule: messenger RNA, 1668 nt
Organism: Cannabis sativa
Lineage: Eukaryota; Viridiplantae; Streptophyta; Magnoliopsida; Rosales; Cannabaceae
Product: stearoyl-[acyl-carrier-protein] 9-desaturase, chloroplastic
Exons: 3
Coding region: 180-1370 (396 amino acids)
Biological process (GO): defense response; fatty acid biosynthetic process
Cellular component (GO): chloroplast stroma
Molecular function (GO): stearoyl-[ACP] desaturase activity; stearoyl-CoA 9-desaturase activity
Source: RefSeq, a predicted model, not a curated record
CCUUUUUCCUUAGUUGCUCUGUCUUUUUCUCAAGUCAGUGCUUCAUCAUCACCCUCCAAACCCAAAUCCCAAUUGCCUCACCUUUCUCACUUCUCAGGGUUUUUGGUUCUGUGGAGGAGACUGCUUCGAUAACUCUCACACACAAAACCAACCUCACAGAUCAUCAUACUCGCACAAAAAUGGCUCUCAAACUCAACCCCACCAUCGCUCAAUCUCCAAAGUUACCAGCUUUUGCUCUUCCACCAAUGGCUAGCCUCAGAUCUCCCAAGUUCUUCAUGGCCUCCACCCUCCGUUCUGGCUCCAAAGAGGUUGAUAAUAUCAAGAAGCCUUUCACUCCUCCUAGAGAGGUCCAUGUUCAAGUAACACAUUCCAUGCCACCUCAGAAGAUUGAGAUCUUUAAGUCAUUGGAAGAUUGGGCUGAUCAGAACCUUUUGGUUCACCUUAAGCCAGUUGAGAAGUGCUGGCAACCUCAGGAUUUUCUCCCUGAACCAUCAUCUGAUGGAUUUCAUGAGCAGGUGAUGGAACUUAGGGAGAGGGCUAGGGAGCUUCCUGAUGAUUACUUUGUUGUUCUGGUUGGUGAUAUGAUCACAGAAGAAGCACUUCCAACUUAUCAAACUAUGCUUAAUACAUUGGAUGGAGUUAGGGAUGAAACUGGUGCCAGCCCAACUUCUUGGGCUAUUUGGACUAGAGCAUGGACUGCUGAAGAGAACAGGCAUGGUGACCUCCUCAACAAGUAUCUUUACCUCAGUGGACGAGUCGAUAUGAGGCAAAUUGAGAAGACCAUUCAGUAUCUGAUCGGUUCUGGAAUGGAUCCCCGGACAGAGAACAAUCCUUAUCUUGGUUUCAUCUACACUUCAUUCCAAGAAAGAGCCACCUUUAUCUCACAUGGUAACACUGCCAGGCUAGCAAAGGAGCAUGGGGACUUAAAAUUGGCACAAAUAUGUGGUACCAUAGCUGCAGACGAGAAGCGCCACGAGACAGCCUACACUAAGAUAGUUGAGAAGCUAUUUGAGAUUGAUCCUGAUGGGACUGUGUUAGCAUUUGCUGACAUGAUGAGGAAGAAGAUAGCCAUGCCAGCACACUUGAUGUAUGAUGGCCGAGAUGACAAUCUUUUCGAUAACUUUUCUGCUGUUGCACAACGGCUUGGAGUGUACACGGCCAAGGAUUACGCGGACAUAUUGGAGUUCUUGGUUGGGAGGUGGAAGGUGGAGAAGCUAAGUGGACUUUCCGGGGAGGGGCUUAAGGCUCAGGAGUAUGUUUGUGGGUUACCUCCAAGAAUCAGAAGGCUGGAGGAAAGAGCUCAAGGAAGGGUGAAACAAGCUAGGAGUGUACCCUUCAGUUGGGUAUAUGAUAGACAAGUGAGUCUCUAAGUUAGUAGGACACUAUGGUUGAUUCAAGGGAAAGUGAAGUGAGCUAUUGUUACUAUUAUUAGGUUCUUUUUCUAUUUGUAGAUAGAGCAGCAGUUGGUUUGGGCAGUUGGUAAUGUUUUUUUGUUUUUGUUUUAGUUUUUUCCUUCUUUUCUUUUUGUUGUCAUGAAUGAAUGGAAUGAAAUGGAAUAUGGGGGUAAUCUUUGGACUGAUCUUUUCUAUUAAAUAGUUUUGUGCUAUGUAAGAAAAUAAUGAUCAUUUUGUUUUAUGGCAAUUUUGAUGAUGACCAACUUGAUUUUUA